CACCAAAUGGAUACUUAUUCCAAAAUAGUUUGUACUCUAGAUUCAUAUCCAAAGCUCAACAGAUCCUAUUAGCCAAAACCAGAUGGUCAAAGAGCUGGAGGCCCGAGUCCAUCAGUUGACAGUGGAAGCUGAAACAAGUCAUUUGCAGCAUCAGAAAUUAUCCCAAGAGAAAAAUAAUCUGGAACAGUCUUACCAGGUUGUGUCUUUAGAACUUGAAGAAAUUAAGGCAAGGCAUAAUUCACUUCAGAAAGAAAAAGGCUGCAUGAUGGAAGAACAUAAAGAGAACAUUAAACAGUUACAAAGCCAGUAUGAAGUGGAUCUAAAUUUGAUGAAGAAGGAACAUGCUCUUUCUGCAAUGAAGACAUCAGAUGUGACAGAAGACUUAAAGCUGUGUGUGUCUGAAUUAGAACAACAGUUACUAGAAUUGGACCAUCAAAGGCAGCAACAACUGCAGGAACAAGAGCAAAUGUUUCUAGAAGAAAAAGCUGAUUUAGAGAGAAUUCAUGACAAAAAGAUUUAUGGAAUUCAAAGUGAUUUCGAUAAAGAAAGAACAGAAUCACAUAAGAAGAUACGGAAGUUGGAAGAUCUUCUGAGGGAGAGGGAGGAGCAUCUGACUCAGGUGAUGGAGGCACAGAAACUACAAGCCCAGCAGGCUGAUGCUGCCUUGGAGGAGUUUACGCGUCAGGUGGAGAUGAAUUCAGAAAAAGUGUACGCAGAAAUGAAAGAAAAGGUGAGAAGAGAUUUGGAAAACGUCAUUCUGGCUCUUACAGAAUUUGUGGAACGUGGUGUGUAUUUUAUCAAGGAAGAUCUUGAAGUGGUUGAGUUGCUUUAUUUCUGUUAUUGCAUCAUCCAGCACAAGUUGGAGGCAGUGGUUCAAGCACAGUCAGGAAGUUGUGGACCUUCAGUGGAGGAGAUGGACUUGCUGCUUUCUCUGACCUCAAGUGGUUGUGCUGGUGGUACUGCUGGUGGUGGUGCUGGUGGUGGUGCUUAUGGUGAGAUAGUAGAGCUGAAGCUGGAGCAUGAACAGGAAAAGACGCACCUAUUCCAAGAACAUAACACAGAAAAGGAUUGCCUGGUCCGAGACCAUGAACGGGAAAUUGAGAAACUAGAAAAACAGCUUCGGGCUGCCAUGACAGACUACGACAAUAAAACCCAGGAAUAUAGGAAACGAGAUGCUCAGAUCAUCUGUGACAUGGAAGGCCAGAUCCACACUCUGAAGGAAGAGCUGAUUCAGGUGAAUACUCAAAGAAAACAACAAUUGGUAGAACUUAGUCUUCUUCGGGAAGAAGAAAAGCAAAGAGCUGCUCGAGAUCAUGAGGCUGCCAUGAACAAAAAGAAAGCUGAGUCAGAAAAAAUGAUUCUGGACCUGAAAAAGACUAAUGCUGUAGAAAAGGAGAUGGUGCUGGAAAAGGCUAACGACAAGUUGAAGCAGAUUGAAAAGGAAUACAGUCAGAAACUCGCCAAAUCUUCACAGAUCAUAGCUGAACUUCAGACAACAGUUUCCUCUCUGACAGAGGAAAGCAACCAGCGGCAACUUGCUGGAGAAAGGCGUCUGCAAGAUGUUUUACAAAAGUUUGAAGAUGAGAAGCAGCAGCUGAUUAGAAAUAAUGACACAGCAAUCAAGGGUUUACAAUAUGAGAUUGAAAGUUAUCACAAUCAGGUGCACUCUGCAGAAGAAAAGCUGCAACAGAAAGAUCUGGAGGCACAGGAACAGGUGACUUCUAUACGGCAAGAAUAUGAAACCAAAAUGAAAGGUCUAAUGCCAGCAUCUUUGCGACAAGAACUUGAAGACACAAUUCUAUCACUAAAAUCUCAGGUAACUUUUUUACAAAAAAGAGCAUCGAUUCUACAAGAUGAACUGAGCACAUAUCGCACCAGAAGGUAA
Thamnophis sirtalis is the source of this 1885-nucleotide messenger RNA. The record is from RefSeq and is a predicted model, not a curated record. NCBI's taxonomy places the organism in Eukaryota, Metazoa, Chordata, Lepidosauria, Squamata, Natricidae.